This is a messenger RNA of Clonostachys rhizophaga, 420 nucleotides long. NCBI's taxonomy places the organism in Eukaryota, Fungi, Ascomycota, Sordariomycetes, Hypocreales, Bionectriaceae. The record is from the annotation of a GenBank genome assembly.
AUGCUUCGACGUUACGCUCUGGGAUUUUCGGCUGUGGGACGACAGUUCUCCAACAUGAGUUCAACCACUCCCCUUGAAGAUGCCAUUCGCGCCAAGAUCACGGCGGCGUUCAACCCCCAAACUCUGGAGAUCUACAACGACUCCCACCUGCAUGCCCACCACAAGGCUAUGCAAGGCAGCACGUCCAAGGAGACGCACUUCAGGCUGGUCAUCACUUCGGAUGCUUUCGCCUCCAAGAUGCAGCCCGCCAGGCAUCGCAUGGUCUACGCCCUCUUGCGAGACGAGAUGGCCCUCGAGGGUGGUAUCCACGCCCUCCAGCUCAGGACCCUGACCCCCGAGGAGGAGGAGCGCCAGAAGAAGAAGAAGGAGGAGGAGGCUGCCAAAGCCGCCGCUGAAGCCGACCCUGCACCCGCAGAGUAG